AUGCUGAAGUGGGCUGUAACACCACGGGCUAAUGGUGAUUGCUUUGAACAAGAUGGUAUUCAUAAUGGUGAUAAUCGUGAAUUGUUAACCCUACAAGCAAUUAUUGAACAACAUCGUCUUCCAUGUCUUGUUCGUCUUAUUAAUGAUGACAUAAAUGAAACACUUGACAACUAUUGUCUACUACUUUGUCAAACAAAUGAUCCAUAUUUACUUGUUUCAAAUGAAUCUGAACGUUUUUCUAUUCCACUUUCAUUUGAUGGUCUUUUUGCUCCUGUCGAACAAGGAGUUACUCGUUAUAAUAUUCUUCAAUCAAUACGUGCUUUACAAUCUCAUUUGAAACUUCAACCAUCAUCAGCAUCAUCCUCAUCAGGAUUUUCACAAUUUACUACUUUACAACCAUGUAUGGCAUAUAGUAAUUCAGCUCUUCGUCGUAUUCGUUCUGGUACUAUUCUUGAACCAUGUCGUGCACCAAUAAUAACAUGUCGAUCACCAUCACCAUCAAAUUCAACAUCAUCAUCAACAACAACAACAUCAACUAAACGUAUACGUGCACUUCUUGCUAAUAUACCACAUUCAUUAAAUAAACAUAUUCUACCACAUCAUCCACAUUCACGUAUAUUUAAAAAUCAAAUGCCACCAAGUGAUUAUCUUGAAGUAAAAUCACUUCAAUAUGAUGAACAUUUUUGUUUAAAAUCAGAUUCGAUGGGUGUGUUCGUUCCUGUAUAUACACAAUUACCAGCAAAUAAUACAUCUCGUCGUUCAUCACUUUUACCUUGUUCUUCACCAUUUUCAUCAUCUUUUUCAAAUCAAGUUCAAGGUCUAUAUACAGUGGAAUUAUUAAGUAAAUUGAUUCAUCAAUAUCCACUUAUAACAGAACUUAUUGUAAGUCGAACAUUAGAAGAAAAUGUACCAACAUCUGUUGGUUAUCCAUUUCGUCGAUUAACAUUACAUCGUCUUGUCGAACAACAUACACGUAUUAUUGCAUUUGAUAUGAAAAACUAUGCAUUUCUUGAACUUGAUACAACAAAUUCAAUUGAUCUUUAUGCAGUUGAACAUGAUGAUACAUUAUUUCAACGUUAUCAAGCACAAUUACGUUGGUGUGAUUCACAUAUGUCUCCAUUUCGUUCACAAAUUAAAACUGUUGUACAUUCAUCAAAUGGUACAGCAAUGUUUGUUCAAGCUACACCACUUCAUGGUCAACAACUUCAACAAUAUCAUCAACAUCGAAAUUCUACAUCUAAAACAACUUCACCAAUUCCUAAACAUAUACCACAAACAAUAUUUACAUCUCAAGAAUCAAUUUCAUCACUUCGUUCACGUGCUCGUACUCCAUCAGCAUCAAAAUUUAAUACAACAUCAAAUCAUUUAAAACAAGAUCAACUUCAAUUAAAAAGUAAAACAACAAGAUCGAAUGGAACAACACGAAAAGAUGUACGCGUGUAUUUCAAUGAUCCAAUUAUUCAAAAGCAACUAGAAGUUACAUCACGACCAAUGAUUAAACAAACAUCUUUUAAUAAAAAGCACUCAUCCUAUCGAACAAAUAGUACGGAAAGUGACAGUAUUGAUGGUGAUGGAGAAAUUGAAGAUUCAUAUCAAUGUACAGCGCUAUAA
This is a messenger RNA of Adineta steineri, 1611 nucleotides long. The record is from the annotation of a GenBank genome assembly. NCBI's taxonomy places the organism in Eukaryota, Metazoa, Rotifera, Eurotatoria, Adinetida, Adinetidae.